AUGAUAAUAAAGCAUGUGUCGCCAAAUAACGGCGUUGUGAAUUUCAAUUCAACCCUAAAUAAAUACGAUUUUUUUUACCCAUGUGAAAACUAUUCUGUUUGCUCUCCAUAUAAUAUAACACUUGGACCCGGAUAUUACUAUCUUGAAGCUUAUGGAGCUUCAGGAGGAAAUCAUCAUCGAGAAGGGCGAACUGCUCGAGGUGGGUAUGGCGGUUAUGCCGCAGGGGUUUAUCGAGUAUCGAAUUUAAAGACGAUAUACUUACAUAUUGGUGGGCAUGCUGAUUUAGAUACGGAUCAGGAUAUAAUUUAUCGAAAUAUUUACAAUGGUGGCUCAUAUGGAGUAAAUAAUUUUGAUGCUCCAGGGGGCGGUGCCACUGAUUUUAGAGAAAAAUCAGGAAAUUGGAGUGAUAAUAAUUCAUUAUAUUCAAGAAUAGUAAUGGCAGGUGCAGGGGGUGGUGGUAGAGUGGAAGAUAAUAUUUGCAACGGUGGCAAUGGGGGCGGCAUAAAUGGCCAACCUGGUCAAGGUAUAAAUUGCUCAUCUCAAUUUGGAACCCAGGAUGGAAGCUCUGCUACCACAUGCAUUUCUAGUGUUUACUAUCGUGCUGGAACGUUUGGCUGUGGUGGCUUGCCCGGAUGGACUGGUGCUGGCGGCGGCUGGUACGGCGGUGGCGUUGUUCAGUUAGGCGGUGGUGGUAGUGGCCAUACGCAAAAUGUAAUAAGUUAUGGUGGUUUUGAAAUUAAAAAUGAUUUUUCUGAUAAUUUCGGAUAUGGUCGAGCCUCAAUAACAGUAAUCGAGCUGUUUGAUAUAUCACAAAAUAUAGGGCUAUGCUUCAAUAUUCAGAUCCUUCAUGUUUUAAUGACUUUUUCAUAUCUUGAUCUUUUUUUCUUGCUUUUAAACUGUUACUGUUACGAUUAUUAUAUUUCUACUUCUAACUCAUGCUUUCUAUGUAUCAAAUUAAGAAAGGAGUAA
Trichomonas vaginalis G3 is the source of this 969-nucleotide messenger RNA. Its product is annotated as glycine-rich protein family. The transcript has a single exon. The coding region runs from base 1 to 969 and encodes 322 amino acids. The record is from RefSeq and is a predicted model, not a curated record. Lineage: Eukaryota; Parabasalia; Trichomonadida; Trichomonadidae.